This is a messenger RNA of Bactrocera neohumeralis, 4161 nucleotides long. RefSeq lists its product as uncharacterized. Lineage: Eukaryota; Metazoa; Arthropoda; Insecta; Diptera; Tephritidae. The coding region runs from base 111 to 2855 and encodes 914 amino acids. The record is from RefSeq and is a predicted model, not a curated record. The transcript has 5 exons.
CUUUCGAUAACAAAACUUAUCAGUUAUUACUUAGGUGAAUAAACAAAACUAUAAACUUUUCCCUAUAGUUUAAAAACGUUUAUGAUUAAAAGCAUUGCAAUAAAAUAGUUAUGAUAUCAAUUAAUGUUGAAAACUCUGCCUCUGAAGAUGGUAGCGUUGAAGAUUGGUCGGAUUCCGAAAUGGAGGAGGAAUCCAGCGCCGACUAUGCGGCAUUCAGUGCCAGAUACAUGGGUGAGAUAACAAACUUACUGGGUGUUCGCAGCCAAGUUAAUUGUGAAAAUGCAUUAAUAUUGAACCAGGAGAUGCAGCAACGUCUGCAAGAAGUGCGAAAACGUUUGCAGGUCUUAUUACAAGUUGUUCAACAGCGAUACCUUUCAAACGAGCAACGACUGAAAAUGAAUUUGUGCAAAAAAGAACGGGGAUUUGGAAUGCGCGGUGCCUACCUUAAAGGAGGCACUUUCUUUUUUAAAGGAAAUAUGUUUUUUAAAGACCUUAAAUGUCGGAACUGUCCAAACAAUCAAGAUUACGAAUAUCGUAAGAAUGUGGAAAACGAAAUGUUCCCAAUGGACUUUGAGUUAUGUAGCCGUCAUGUUUGGUCAUUAUUGGACAAAAAAGCUGUGGUCCAAGCAGUGAAAGAACAGGUAGUGGACUACUUAGCAGAUCACCAAAUUCGAGACAAAAGUAAUAAAUCGAAAAAACUCACAUUAGAUAUAAGAGUUCACACAGAGAAGUUGGCAAAUCUUUUAACACAAGUAGAUGAAAAAUUCCAGGUUGAUUGGGUACAAGUGUCUGCACAUAACUUAAACUAUCGACAUUCACCGAGCAGUUGUAAGACAAUGUGGCAAGUAUACUUGCAUCCAUCGCUUAAACGUAGCGCUUGGUCUGAAGAAGAAAAUAAACGACUCUUACAUGUAGCGCAAAUUCAUAAUUAUCAAAAUUGGGACAAAAUCGCCAAAUCAGUUUCGAAACGUUCUGAUUAUCAAUGCUUUAUACAAUAUCAAACGGCCGUUUGUUUUAUGGACACUCAACGUUGGGGUCGUUGGGAUAAACGUGAUGAUAUUAAGUUACUAAAAUUAAUAGAGAAAAAGUCCAUAAACGGAGUAAUCGAUUGGAAUGUAGUGGCGUCUUAUUUUCCCCACAAACCGAAAAAAUCAUUACAUCAACGUUAUAUAUAUUAUUUGGAUCCAAAGAUUAGUCAUGAACCAUUUUCCCCUGAAGAAGACCUCAUAUUGUUGGCAGCGGUUGAAGAAUAUGGAGAAAAAUUUGCAUUAUUUCCACGUACACUUUUUCCAAAUCGCUCUAUAACACAGCUUCGUAUGCGUUACAGAAAUACAUUACAAACUCGUCAUAAGCUAACACCCUGGUCUGUAGAGGAUGAUAAGAAACUUAUGGAGUUUAUAGCUGAGUAUGGUACAUCUGCUUGGCUUCGUUGUGCUGGAGCUCUUGGCAACCACAAUCGUAUUAGCUGUCGAACACGUUUCCUUACUAUAAAGAAGUUUUUUGCCAAAAAUCCAGAGGCUACACUUGAAGACAUACCCAGAAAAAAGACAUGUACAAUGAAGAAUAGCGUUAUUACAACCCAAAAUUGGGUCGAAAAAGUCGCAGAAUUGCGAGAAAAUCCCGACACUGUGCUUGUACCAACAAAUCAGAAAAUUAAGAAACUUAAAGAAAAGGUUGAUAAGUUUGAAGAAGUGCUCAAAACUAAAGACCCUCCAAAAUGCGAAGUGCAAUCGUUGAGAAAAAUUGGGAAAAAAGUACGGAAAAUAUCAUAUGUGGAACGUUUGCGUGCUGUUGAACAAAUGCUCUAUCAUUUCUUUAAAUAUUCUUAUAAUUUUAGUUUAGGUGCUGAUGUAUGUAUUAAACAACCAAAUGAAUUAUUACGUUUUGUGGCAACAUCACUCGAUUUUAAGACGGACUCUCCACAGCCAUAUAUUGCGAACAGUUCGCUAUUACCGCAUAUUGAACGCCGUUGCGCAUUUUAUCUAUAUCCGAAAAACCAAAUUGCAAACGAAUCUGUAUGUGAGCCCUUCAACUAUACAUUUCCACCAAGUUGGUCGACAGCAAUGGCCUUCCGAGCACUAUGCGUGCAAUCGGCUCAGGUGCAAUUAGAGGGAUGUAAAUCUGUAGAUAACAGCUAUGACCGCAAACCAAGUGAAAAUGAGAAAAAUAUAGCGAUACAGAAAUUUCGUAAACGCAUGCGUGCAUUACUCUAUCAAACAGCCCUAUUAAGUCGUUUACAACCAACUCGAUUUACCGAACUAAUGAGUAUCAGCACACCGCCUGUAACAUUAACAGAAAUAACGCCUGCAGAUUUCAGAGAUGAUACCGCCACAAGUACAAUUGCAACUUUAGCAAGUCAGCCGGCGUUGGAUUUAACUUGCGUGAAAAACGAGUGUUCAUCUGAAUUUUUGGGUAAUCCGGAACACUUUUCGGAGGUAUUGUACAAACGUACUUCACUGGAUGAGGUUUCGAAAAGUGAGAAAAAACCACGACGAACGUCGAAACCGGUUGGUCGAAAAAGAAAGUUACAAACAACACCAUCUGAAACCACAACAGCAGUAAUGGCUGUGGCCGAGAAAACUAUGUUGUUAGACGUUGAAUUUUCAGAGAGUGGUAAUGCGUUUGCUUCUAAAGCAGCAAAUAUACAACCAGCUCUUUAUGAUAUUAAACAAGAGCAUCAAACUUGUGCUGCAGCGGCAUCUAACCAAGGUUUAAACUCGUGCAUUAUGACACGAAAUGGCAAAUUUUCAGAAAGACCGUCUUCAGAGCCGGCGGGGAAACGAAUUCUAAUUGAUGCAAAACGUGAUAAAUCAGAUUUCGUUGAGCCUAAUAUCAAAACUGAGCUGGAGCUAUAGCAAUACAUAAAUCACUAAGGACAAGGCGCAUUUUCGGGUUUUGAACAGAAUAUUUGACUGAAGAAACUAUGUUUUGAUGAAAUUUAAGAUAUAUUCACAGAUUAAUAUAAUAUUUUGCGUCUGUAUAAGUUCUCAUAUAAAAAUAAUGUAAUAUUUUAUAAAAGUCAUUAAAAUUGGCGCUUGGAUUGAGAUGUUUAAGUUUACGAAUUGCUUUAUAUUUAAAAUUCUGCUAAAGAUUCAAGAAGUUGUGUUUUGCAUACAACAAAUAUAAAAAUUGAGAAGAUGACUGUGUGUGUUAUUUCUGAUAGUAUCGAAAUUAUUUUUUGUUCUUAAUUAAAGACUAAGCUAUUUGUAUGGCUAACAAGGCCUCUCAUACUACAAACUUUCUUAACAACCGAUGGUAAUUUUUAUUGGCUCAUCUAAUUUUAGCAUCGAAGGUGUUCCAAAAAAUAGCACAAUAAGUAAUAAAUAAUAAACGGUUUUAAACUUAUUUGGGUCAUCUUCAAAUUACGAUCAUAUACAAGUUCUUAAAAAUAUAGAAACAAUCAACCACUGAUAAAUCAGAACGGACAUGUACAAGUACAUAUCUAUUUGUAAAAUACUAAAAUUCCUACAUUAAAAGUAAUCGAACAAUUAGUUAUAUAUAGUUUAUACUUUAUUUAACUUUGUUAUAUGUUAAUAAUUGUUAAAUAUACACAUACCAUUCAUUUUGAAUUUACAACUCUUAACGAUGUGGGUUGCUUAAUAUCAAUUAAGUUCUUUCCUUUCCAUUUUUUCACUUUUAUACAAUACUUUUACACUUCUUUUGUUUAAUAGUAAUAUUAUUAUGACGCUUCACCAAGAAGACAAACAAAAAAAAAAAUAAAAAUAAACAUAAAUUAAUAAAGUAGGAUAGUACCUAUUUUAUAUUGUAUACUGCAGUAUAUGUAUGUACGUAUGUCUGAGUAAAUGUAUAUUCGUACAAAAAAACUUGUGACGAGUUGUUUAGUGAAGUAGACGUUCAGGUGUUAGUUUGUAUUUUAAAACUCGUAACAUUUAAUCGAAUAUACAUUUGUAAAAUUUAAAUAUUUUAACUGACUAAUAUUUAAUAAAUUACUAAGACAAAUUAAUACAAGAUUUUCGCUCGAUUUCCACCGAACAAACAUAUAUGUAAUGGGCUCUUUUAGCUCUUUUAAAUUUAUUAUGUGCUAAUUUAUUGUGCUAAUACAAAUGCCUAUGCAAUUAAAUUUCGACAUUCUUUAGCCAAUCCCAUAUCCAUGAGUCUGUUUAAAUAAAUUAUAUUUUCCAAUAUAUGUAUGUAUGUAUG